This is a messenger RNA of Saprolegnia diclina VS20, 1006 nucleotides long. RefSeq lists its product as hypothetical. Gene Ontology annotation, molecular function: protein binding. The coding region runs from base 39 to 1004 and encodes 321 amino acids. The transcript is spliced from 3 exons. Lineage: Eukaryota; Oomycota; Saprolegniomycetes; Saprolegniales; Saprolegniaceae. The record is from RefSeq and is a predicted model, not a curated record.
GUGAGCGGAGGUGCGAAACCGCAAGAUACAAAUCUACCAUGAGCGACGACGAAGGGGCACCGCGCCUCCAGGCGUUCUGCAGCCGCUUUGGCAUCGAGGUCGAAGACGACGACGACGACGUCGAGGAGCUCGACCUCUCGGAGAAAGAGCUCUCGGAGCUGCCGCCCGACCUCUUUGAGAUUGAAGCGUUCUGCGACGCGCUCAAGACGCUGUGCCUCGAGCGCAACCAGCUGCGCACGCUGCCGGACGCGCUCGGCAACCUCCGCGCCGUCACGGAGCUCUACCUCCGCGAGAACCAACUGACGUCGCUGCCGUCCUCGAUCGGCGACCUCAAAGAACUCGACUCGCUGUAUCUCGAAGACAACCAGCUCACGGUGGAGGGCAUUCCGGACGCCAUGCGCACGCUCUCGCAGCUCAAGGGCCUCUGCUUGCACCGCAAUCGCCUGACGGCGGUGCCGCUCUCGCUGCUCGCACUCACGUCCUUGGAAGAGCUCUACCUGGACAACAACCAGAUUGAGAGCCUCCCGGACGAGAUCGGCCAGCUCGUGCAUCUCCGCGAGCUCGAUAUGCCGGGCAAUCGACUUACGAGCCUGCCGAAAUCGUUUGUCCAGCUCACAAAGCUCGAGAUUUUGCACAUGGAAGGCAACUGCCUCGAGACGCUGCCGAAAGGACUCGGCGGUCUCGUCUCGCUGCGCAAGAUCUACUUGCAGGACAAUGCGAUCACGAAGCUCCACGCGUCCCUCGGCCGCUGCACCAAGAUGGAGGUCAUCAACAUAGAAAACAACAAACUCACCAAAGUCGCCAAGCGCAUUGGCGACCUGCCCAAGCUCAAGCACCUCUUGCUCGCGAGCAACAACAUUGAGACGCUGCCGUUCAACCCUUACGAGAAGGCGCCCGGCCUCCGACGACUCACGCUCAGCGGCAACAAGCUCUCGCCCGACAUCCUCAAGCUCGAACACCACGUGCCGUCGGACGCGGCGAUUGCAGAAGGCGACGACGAGUGACA